AUGGUUCAUUACAAAUUGACCUAUUUCGAUGCUCGUGGAUUGGCUGAAACUGCUCGUCAACUAUUUGUUCUUGCCGACGUGGAAUUCGAGGAUAAUCGAUUAACAGUCGAAGAAUUUCAAAAACUGAAACCAACUCUUCCAUCUGGACAAGUACCGAUUCUCAGUGUCGAUGGAUUCGAGAUUUCUCAGUCUGCAGCAAUCUGGAGAUACUUGGCAAGAAAGUUUGGAUUAUCUGGAAAUACUCCAGAAGAAGAAGCAACUGCUGACUCAGUUGUUGAUCAUUUCAAAGAUUUUCUUGUUAGUUUCAAACAUUAUGGAGCCGGACUUUUCUUUGGAAAAUCGCAAGACGAAUUGGAUCGGGCACGCAAAGAGAUUGUUGAGCCAGCAGUUCAGGUGUAUUUCUCUGUUUUGAAGAAGUAUUUGGAGAAGAGUGGAACAGGAUAUCUUGUCGGAUCCAAGUUGACUUUUGCUGAUAUUGCAGUUGCCGAAAACUUGACAACACUGAAGAAUACAGAUUUCUUCAAACCAGAAGAAGAGACGACGCUGGCUUCUUUUCAUCAGAAAGUUCUAGAAACUCCUAAAUUGAAAGAAUAUUUGGAGAAGAGAAAGUUUUCAACUCUUUGA
Molecule: messenger RNA, 624 nt
Organism: Caenorhabditis remanei
Lineage: Eukaryota; Metazoa; Nematoda; Chromadorea; Rhabditida; Rhabditidae
Exons: 3
Coding region: 1-624 (207 amino acids)
Biological process (GO): glutathione metabolic process
Molecular function (GO): glutathione transferase activity
Source: RefSeq, a predicted model, not a curated record